AUGAAGAGUUUACGAAGUAGAAGCUCUCUUGGAAGCUCCCUUGCUUCUAGUUCUCGCGUCUCUACAGCAGCAACAUCAAUGGACUUACUCGGACCAGAGAUAGUUGUUGGUAUCGACUUUGGUACAACGCACUCGGGAGUUUGCUGGGCCAUAAACGAAGGCCAGAAGAAGAUACGGCUCAUAACAGACUGGACAAACCCACAAGCUGUUAACGCGAAUGCCGAGAAAGUUCCCUCCGUUAUCUCGUAUAAAAAUGGCCAAGUUAGCAAUUGGGGAUAUGAGGUCACGAUGCGAGAGGACAGCUUUCGGUGGAUCAAGAUACUACUUGAGCCUGAGCACAAGUACGCUAAGACAAUCGAUGAUGUUAAGCAAAGCAACGCGCUCCUCACCAAGUUGAACAAAACUGCCGAUGAAGUAGUGUCUGACUACUUGCGAGCUCUAUGGGCAUACACGAAGGAAGACAUUCGCAAGCGAAUCGAUGAUGAGAACUGGGAAAACACAUUUCGGCUCCGUGUCGUACUGACGGUGCCGGCAAUGUGGUCCCAUCAAGCCAAGGACAGAACCGCCAAAGCCGCUCGAGCUGCUGGUCUCCCCGUCGACAUCUCGAUGGUGACGGAGCCUGAGGCGGCCGCUUUAGCGACGUUAAGGGGGAAAGCAGAGGAAGACACACUUCGGCCCGGUGACUCGUUUGUAGUCUGCGAUGCUGGCGGUGGGACAGUGGAUUUAAUAAGCUAUAAAGUAAACAGCAUUCACCCAUUAAGAGUGGAAGAAUGUGCUAUCGGGGACGGCGACCUAUGCGGAUCAGUAUUCCUCGACUUAGCGUUCGUCAAAUAUAUCGCCGCACUGAUAGGCGAAAAACAGUACGCGAAGAUCAAAGAAGUGAGCAAGAAAAAGAUGCUUAAAGAGUUCGAGUUCGGCAUCAAGCGAUCGUUCAUGGGCGACGAUAAUAAGGAUUAUUCUGUUGAUCUAAGAGGCGUCGAAGAUAAUGAGGAAGAGGGUAUUGUAGAUGAUAAUGUGCCACUGAAAGCUAAUAUGUUGCGCACAGUCUUCGACCAUAUUUGUGGUCAGAUAGACACUCUGGUUCAAAAUCAGACAAUGGAGGUCCAGGGUCGAGGGCUCAAGGUAAAGGCUAUCCUCCUUGUUGGAGGAUUCGGGGAGAGCAAGUAUCUCCAUAGCCGUCUCGAAAAUGCAUAUACCUCGGAAGGAAUCAGAGUUCUUCAAGUCGAUGGCGCUUGGUCGGCUAUAUGCCGUGGUGCAUGCAUGUGGGGGUUGGAACAAGUACGAAAGCCUCUUUCACAAACGGAAAAGGGCCUGCCUCCCUAUAGUGCUAUCGACAAUGCAGGUAUUCCUGCGACUCCCAAGAUGGACUCAACCAUUGUUUCGCGCAUCUCAAGGUACAGUUACGGAGUUCCUGUGAUGGAGAAUUUCGACCCGAAGAAGCACCUCUGGCGGGACCGUAUACUGGACCCAAGCACCGGCCAAUAUGCGGCGGAUAACCAGAUGAGGUGGCUGUUAAAGAGAGGCGAGAUGAUGCGGGAGAAUGAUAUACUUCCAAUUGACAUCCAACAAGCGGUGCACGGUAUCGGUUGGACUAGUACAGGCGCUCGCGAGUUCUCGCAGGUGUUACUAUACUCUGACCAACAAGAGCCGCCUACUAGGAGGGAUGAGAGCGUUAAGAAACUGUGCGAACUAAGCUUUGUGAUUCCCGAGAGCGUUAUAUGGUCGCACACGGGGAGCUAUAAGAGCCCCGUGGAGAAGGGUAAAUGGAGAGAUUGCAUCUUUAACUUGAUGGUUAUCCUGGGGAGCGCAACUCUCGAGUUUGAAGUAUAUUAUCAUGGAUAUCGAGUUGCUCAUACGGAGGCGAAAUACGCGCAAGAUACGUAA
Daldinia caldariorum is the source of this 1884-nucleotide messenger RNA. RefSeq lists its product as uncharacterized. The record is from RefSeq and is a predicted model, not a curated record. Bases 1 to 1884 code for a protein of 627 amino acids. NCBI's taxonomy places the organism in Eukaryota, Fungi, Ascomycota, Sordariomycetes, Xylariales, Hypoxylaceae. The transcript has 10 exons. Gene Ontology annotation, molecular function: ATP binding; ATP-dependent protein folding chaperone.